Pelmatolapia mariae (spotted tilapia) is the source of this 918-nucleotide messenger RNA. RefSeq names its product low affinity immunoglobulin gamma Fc region receptor II-like. The transcript is spliced from 5 exons. Gene Ontology annotation, molecular function: transmembrane signaling receptor activity. Gene Ontology annotation, biological process: cell surface receptor signaling pathway. Gene Ontology annotation, cellular component: plasma membrane. The record is from RefSeq and is a predicted model, not a curated record. The coding region runs from base 1 to 918 and encodes 305 amino acids. Lineage: Eukaryota; Metazoa; Chordata; Actinopteri; Cichliformes; Cichlidae.
AUGACUGCCCAUCGCUUUGCAUCCGCUUGCCCACCACACGUUUUUCUGACAGUGACAGACCAGGGCCCUAACACAUCAAGCCCUACAUGUGUGAACGGAGGGUCAGUGGACAGCCUAUCCUCUGCUCGUCUGACUGUGAGUCCCAGCUGCUCUCAGUUCUUUAAAGGAGACUUUGUGUCUCUGAGCUGUGAGGAGGACGACAGCUCUGCUGGAUGGACUCUGAGGAGAAACACAAGCAAACAAGAGAGGACUCAGUGUGGAGAUGGGUGGGGAGAAGGUGCUGGUUCUUCCUGUAACAUCAGCUACAUCUUCACAUGGGACAGUGGAGUUUACUGGUGUGAGUCCAGAGAGGGUCCCAUCAGUAACAUGGUUAACCUGACAGUCACUGGUGGAUCAGUGAUCCUGCAGAGUCCUGUCCUCCCUGUGAUGGAGGGAGAUGACGUCACUCUGCUCUGUAAAACAAAGACCACUCCCUCCAACCUCCCAGCUGCUUUCUAUAAAGAUGGCUCCCUCAUCAGCAAUAGGUCUUCAGUUAACAUGACCAUCCAGCAUGUUUCCAGGUCUGAUGAAGGCCUCUACAAGUGUGACAUCAGCAGUCAUGGAGAGUCUCCAUCCAGCUGGAUCACUGUCACAGCUGGGGUUCUCUCUGCAGGUAGACCUACAACCACAACCUCGCCCACCACCUCUACAAAUAUGCUCCCUACCUCCACCACCCUCCAUCAUGCGAUCAGAGUAGUCUGUCACCUGGUGGUGUUCUGUCCAUACUUCAUCUCCACUCUCCUCUUGGUGUCUUUAUAUCAACACAGAGCCAAAGGAAAUGACGCCACCGUCAUUUUGGCAACAGCAGCCAAUGCGGAGCAGAGAAUGACUGAGGACUAUGAUGAUAUUGCAGCGGUGACCUCUGAGCAUCAGUUCUGA